Molecule: messenger RNA, 2797 nt
Organism: Bolinopsis microptera
Lineage: Eukaryota; Metazoa; Ctenophora; Tentaculata; Lobata; Bolinopsidae
Product: myosin-M heavy chain-like
Exons: 18
Coding region: 24-2342 (772 amino acids)
Biological process (GO): cytoplasmic microtubule organization; mitotic spindle organization; non-motile cilium assembly
Cellular component (GO): centrosome; ciliary base
Source: RefSeq, a predicted model, not a curated record
AAUAUGUAAAAUACCUGCCUGUAAUGACUGUAAGUGUUUGGAACCCCUCUCUUGCGUACGCGCCCCAGCCUCCAGCUGCCCGCUUGAGCAUCAUGUCAGAUGAGGGACCCCCUGUGCCCCGACUUAGAGGCGUACGGAAACCGAGAGCCUGCAGUGCUGACCAUGCUACACGGUCGCGGGGUCCCAGUGUAGAGAGUAGCUCCGGCGCACUGGAGGUUAUCAUGGCUACUGACGACGCGAAGAAGAAGAGAAGAAGGGGUCGCUCUCUUGUGAAGCAGUUUGAAGAGCGCCAGCGAAUACAUGAGCGCAACGAACAGAAACGCCGAGAAGAGGCACUGAGCUCACGGCGCAGGCGACAACAGGAAGCCACCAACGCGUACAAAGCAGCACUUAGUAAGGAACUGAACAAGAGAAACAAAGCUCCUGUUAGUAGGAUCUCCUCUGCUUCUUCCAUUGGUUCACAACGAGGACGUCAUAUCUACAGAUCACCUACAGUGGACGAGGUUCUCUCUAAUAUACGGGGCCAUGCUGUAGGCGGAAGUCUGAGAACAUACGGUGAGAGCUCUAACAAUACUCCUGUACGGGGUCCAACCCCCCAACCCCCCUCCUCCGGAAACUUCACCCCCAUCAGUAGCUAUACCUCCCCUACCUACGCUAAAAACGUAGUCUCCUUCAACUCCCGGGCUGACUCGUACCAUGAUAACCGGAGUGAGACACGGAGUGAUACACGGAGUGAGGCGGAGUAUUAUACCGCCAUGAAGGCGGAGAAGAAGGUGACUCUAGCGUCUGAUAUCCGGAACACAUUGGGUACCAGCGAGAAGAGUGAGGUUAAAGGAGCUGGAGCUGCAAUUGAGGUCAAGUCACCUGUUGGAGUGGUGAAACAAAACAGCAAAGAAACUUUGGAGGAAGAGAUUUUAAGAGACAGUUUGGAAACUGGUCUUCUAACCUCGCACUACAACACAGAGAAGGAAAGUGAGAGGGUAGUGGAGACAACAAGAGAAGCAAGAGAAAGUGACCCCGACAGGAUCAGGGUUCAGAUUGAUCUCACUAAGUUUGAUCAACUGGAGGUGUCUGAUUGUGAAAGUCUGGACGAUCCCCCCAUAGAUCCGACGAGUGACGACUACAACCCUCCCCACAGACUCUCUGAUAAACACACCGAGUCCUACUCCGACCUGUCGAGGUUGGUGCCCCAAAAGACGUCCCCAGUCCAGUUGAUCCAGGCGGAGAAUGUUAGUAACCGUGCCCACAACUAUUUUGGGCCCCCUGAUAACAGUAUCCCAAUAUCCGCUCUCAGGGCUAGUGUCAGCGACCCUAACGUCUCCUCCACUUCAUCCAAGAUGUUUCAGACUGAGACCAUACCAAAGGUGUCCUCCCAGUCAGCACUGAGUAGUGACGUAAGCAGUGACGUAACUGUGGAGCGUCCUAACUACACUAUCCAGACCUCAGAGGGGGAGAGCUUUAUAUACGCUAAUAGUCCAGUAGAAGCAGUGAAGGUAGCAUCAGUAGCCAGCAGCAGCAGUAACCGCACCACAGCCUGGUCUGUCUCCGACAAACCCCCCUCUGGUUCCUCACCGCUCAGUGACAAGAAGCACCUCAAGAGUCUCAUCAAACGUACUCCUAGCGCUAGACGCAAACAGGUUCGGUGGGACAGUGUCAGUGCUUUGGAUGAUGAGACAAUGGAAGUAGACCAGUUUGACAUAUCCUCUGAAGGAGAAGCAGUGUUCACAAGACAGUACUCCCACCCAACACGCUCCAACACCAGCUCUCCCAGUAACUACACGUCGCGUGACACGUCCUACGACGACUCUGACAUGAUCAACCUGCAGCGUACCCCUACUGACGCCGAGAUAAACGCUCUGUGGAACAAGGUACGAACAACCCUACACAGAAACCAGGCCUGGGAUACACCCCAGAGCAAAGCUGCUUUACCACAGCGGGCAACAACUAACAGGCGAGACGCAUCACCCAAGAUGCAGGAUUCUCUGAGGAUAUAUUCCAACGUUGUGAUGGACAAUGACCGUUACAAGUACAAGAGACCAGUCAAGACACCAGGACAGUCAAAUACGGGACCUGCAGUUGCAAAGAUGACCGAUGUCACUGAAAAUGUUCUAAUCGCAGGUCAUACAAUGUUGUCAAUGGAAGAACAACGGAUUCUUCAGUCACUGGAGCGACUCGAUGCCAAACUUAAAGAUAACGGUGCGUACGAAGCAACUGAGCCCAAAACACAGAUCGUCACCUUUUCAUCGCCAACAUUAGAAGUCUCAAGACCGCAGACGAGAAGUGAAACAUACAAAAGACUCCUAAAUAGGAAAACCAACGGGAUUUCCUCCAAAUACAGAUGAUUUGAACGAUUAAGGAGGAUACGAGUCACCGCACAACUCGAAAGUUUAUUUAAUCUUUACAGCUCGAUCCUUUAGUCAAAUAUUUAUCUAAAACAGUCUCCGACUUCCUCGCGAGUAAGAAGUAAAGGAUUGAAGACAUUCUUGGAUCAGCAAAAGUUGUUAUCCAGAUCAUCAUCAAACUCGAUUUUAUUGUGGAUUCGAAAGAGCGGUAAAAAUGACUGCUAGAAAAAAAAGUUUACUAGUUUUUUUGCUAAUAUCUUGAGAAAGCUAAAGAAAUAGAUUACGACCAGUUCGAAUCCAUUUUGAUUGUUUUAACUGUUUUUGUUAGUGCUGUGUUAUAUUAUUCUGUAGGCUCUAGAGAUAUAGGUAGAUUUAGUAGAUGUAUUUAUAAGAUUAAGAAACAUUCCGAGUGUAACUAGUGUAAAUAUUAAAUGGUAUGUUUUUGUAUCAACCUC